Adelges cooleyi (spruce gall adelgid) is the source of this 1095-nucleotide messenger RNA. RefSeq lists its product as uncharacterized. The record is from RefSeq and is a predicted model, not a curated record. Lineage: Eukaryota; Metazoa; Arthropoda; Insecta; Hemiptera; Adelgidae. Gene Ontology annotation, molecular function: calcium ion binding. The transcript has 9 exons. The coding region runs from base 82 to 1095 and encodes 337 amino acids.
UCGAAUUUCACUGUUCACCCGACUUUGGUAUUGAAGACUUACUUCUGGUUCAACAAAGUGUUUGAAAAAUAAACAACCGUUAUGCAUUUCAAAAGUGCCGUUAUCCUUUGCAUGUUGUACUUUGUGACCGUAACACAGAGCGCCGGAAUCAAUGAGCGGCAAGCCAAGGAUAUUGUUUCUUUAUUUAAAGACUACGAAACAUAUAAAAACGAAAUUCCCAAGCAAAUUAUCUUGGAUCUUGGACUAAAACUUGGCAUGAAAUCCAUGUCACAUUUCACAUACAACACAGAUGUGUCGGACGCUCAUAAAGCACAAGAUCUUUUGAUACUUCUGGCCGAUAACGAUAAGAGUUCUGACUCCUGGCAGAAACAAAAUGUAUCAUCCUUCGAAGUAACAAUUAUUGUGACAGUGUUCAGAAAAUUUGACCAAAAGCGUAACAACGAUGGUCUUAUUGACUACGAAGAAUUAAAAGACCUCAUUGCUAGUUUAAGUCUAGGACAAAAGUUCAAAGAUGAUUUAGCAGGCCAAUUUAGCACAAAUGACAAAACAAUUAACGCCGUGGAGUUGGUGAAAGCCUAUUUGGAAGUAAAACCUCAAGACGGAAGUCUAGACAAGAUACACAUUGACGAACUGGCCAAAUUAAAAGAAAACAAAACAGGCAAUCAAAUUAAUCCUUUAGGAAUAACAGACUUUUUCAUAAAGUUAUCUAUAGUCGGAGAAGACCUCAAGGACCUUUUGAGCUUUACUACAACUCGUGAAGCUGCUUUGGAGUUGCAAGAACUGUUGGUUGUCAUUGCAGAAUACAGUAAAGGAGAAAAAGGUGAAGCUAUACCUGUCGAUAUAGUUAGGCAAAUUGUAAGUCAAUUCAAUCAGGUUGACAAAGACAAAGACGGUUUACUCAGUACAGAAGAACUUAAAAAAAUUAACUCCGAGAUUUUCGAGGACAAAGACCUUGAGAAAUUCAUGAAAGAUCACGACACCAAUAAAGACAGCUAUGUGGACAUAGUGGAAUUCCUCUAUGCGUUAAUAGACAUGGACAACGGCGUACCCAGCAUCAAUGAGUUUUUAAGUCAGAGCACUUUACAGAAGAAAUGA